AUGAACCAUCUUCCAAAUGCUGCCAGUUUGAGGAAUAAUUGCCCAAGAUCUGGUGGAGACCAAAACCUGUUCUUCCUGGACUUUGUGAGCCCAACAAAGUUUGACAACAGCUACUUCAAGAACUUAUUGGCUAACAAGGGUCUGCUUAACUCUGACCAAGUUCUUGUUACAAAGAGUGAAGUAGCCAAGCAAGUGGUUCAGCAAUAUGCAGUGAAAAACGAGCUUUUCCUUGAGCAAUUUGCCAAGUCCAUGGUUAAGAUGGGGAAUCUUUCACCAAUUACAGGUUCAAGGGGAGAGAUCAGAAAGAAUUGCAGGAAGGUCAACUACUCUUGA
Molecule: messenger RNA, 333 nt
Organism: Rosa chinensis
Lineage: Eukaryota; Viridiplantae; Streptophyta; Magnoliopsida; Rosales; Rosaceae
Product: peroxidase 72-like
Exons: 1
Coding region: 1-333 (110 amino acids)
Biological process (GO): response to oxidative stress
Molecular function (GO): heme binding; peroxidase activity
Source: RefSeq, a predicted model, not a curated record